AUGGUUUUAGUUAAAGAUAUCUUGCACCCCAAUCCAGAGACAGUGAAGAAAGAAUACAAGCUCAAGAAACUCGUCCAGCAACCAAACUCAUACUUUAUCGACAUCAAAUGUCCCGGCUGCUACAACAUCGUCACUAUAUUCAGCCACGCGCAAACCGCGGUAACUUGCGAAAAGUGCUCGAAUUUGUUGUGCACUCCCACGGGAGGCAAGGCUAAAUUAGCUGAAGGCUCGUCAUUCAGAAGAAAAUAA
Messenger RNA from Lodderomyces beijingensis, 249 nucleotides. NCBI's taxonomy places the organism in Eukaryota, Fungi, Ascomycota, Pichiomycetes, Serinales, Debaryomycetaceae. The record is from the annotation of a GenBank genome assembly.